AUGUACUUCUCUGCUGCUGCCAUCGCCGCCGCUCUGGCCUUUGCCCAGACGGCCCUUGCGGCUCCCGUCAGCGACAAGGUCGCCGCUCGCAGCGACCCGCACGAGCUCGACUUCCGCACCUUUGGUGUCGAGGGCUGCCACGACGAGAACCAGGGUGUCUACACCCUCGAGCUGUCGUCGAACCACAUCUGCCAGCAGUUUGUCGACCCCAUUGGCAGCCUCAUCGUUUCUGACAACCUGUGCACUCUCACCGUCUACGCCGACACCGACUGCUCCGUGUCCCCCGUGGUCGUGCCGACCAAUGUCUGCCAGAACGGCGUGUGGCAGUCGUACAAGAUGGACUGCUAG
Molecule: messenger RNA, 348 nt
Organism: Sporothrix brasiliensis 5110
Lineage: Eukaryota; Fungi; Ascomycota; Sordariomycetes; Ophiostomatales; Ophiostomataceae
Exons: 2
Coding region: 1-348 (115 amino acids)
Source: RefSeq, a predicted model, not a curated record